Messenger RNA from Penaeus chinensis, 522 nucleotides. Its product is annotated as insulin-like growth factor-binding protein 7. Gene Ontology annotation, cellular component: extracellular region. The transcript is spliced from 3 exons. NCBI's taxonomy places the organism in Eukaryota, Metazoa, Arthropoda, Malacostraca, Decapoda, Penaeidae. The record is from RefSeq and is a predicted model, not a curated record. Bases 83 to 361 code for a protein of 92 amino acids.
UACAACCUUGGAAAGCCCAUCUCCACAGCUCAGUAACGACGGCCGACCCUCUAUCUCGCCUUCACUCCCGCGGCCCGCCAGCAUGAGGCCGUUUGCGUUGCUGGUCUUGGUCGCUUGUGUUGUCUUCUCCAGCGGAAUGGACUACAUGUGCAACCAAUGCAUGGAUUCCAUCUGCUUCCCUAUACCCCGGCGAGGUUGUCCUUAUGGCACAGUUAAGGAUUCCUGCGGAUGCUGCGACAUCUGUGGGCAGGGACCAGAUCGAUCAUGUGACGAAAUGGUAAAAUGCGGCUCUGGAUUAACCUGCGUGCGGCCGCGCUAUAAAUGGGGGUUUGGAGUCUGCAAGUACAAACGCUGGUGGUGACUGAAGACAGAGAUCCAUUUUGGUGUUCUGUAAGAGAUUAUAAAUUCGCUGUAUUUGAAUAACAUGCAUAUUCAUAUAAUGUAAUUUAUGUAUGUGUAAAUUGAAAAUGUAACAGUCAAAUGUCUUAUAAGUGAUAUAACAUAAUAAACAUGAAAAUUAUA